Molecule: messenger RNA, 795 nt
Organism: Suillus subaureus
Lineage: Eukaryota; Fungi; Basidiomycota; Agaricomycetes; Boletales; Suillaceae
Product: WD40-repeat-containing domain protein
Exons: 1
Molecular function (GO): protein binding
Source: RefSeq, a predicted model, not a curated record
AAUGGCUCACUGCAAGUAUGGAACUUGAAGAGUGGAGAGCAGAUAGGGGACAACUGGUGGGACAUAGAAAGCGAUGUGCACACAAUUGCAUUGUCUCCAGAUGGGGAGAACUUAGCAAGUGGGAGCAAAGAUGGUGCAGUGAGGUUGUGGAACAUUGACACAGGCAAGGUUAUCAAUAAAUGGACUGGUCACAAAGGGCUUGUGACAUCUGUCUGCUGGCAUCAGGAUGGGCUUCAAGUGGUGAGCGGAUCCCUCAAUGGUACUGCAUGGCAAUGGAAUGUGGAAAACAGAGAGACUCUCCUUGCAUUAACUGAGACCAGACACACAAGGGUGGAGGCAGUUGUCUAUUUGCCAGACACAAAUAUGUUUGUGACUGCUGGAUUUGAUGAGUCUUCGACUAUUGGACUCAGGGACUGUUCAGUCAAGGUCUGGGAUGCCAUGACAGGAGAGCUGGUUACCACUCUCAAAGGACACACAGACACAGUGUCCUGCCUGACCUGGGGUGUGGAGCUUAUAUCCAGGUUAGCUGAUCACUGGAUUAGGAUAUGGAACACUUCCACAUGGGAGCAGAUCAUCUGUCUGGAUGAGCACUCUGCUGGUGUCAAUGCCAUUGCAGUGUAUGAUUGCAUCUUAGCAAGCACAUUGCACAACAAGACAGCACAAUUAUGGAACCUUGACAAUGGCCAGCCAAUCAGUUCGCCCAUCAAGCAUGCAGAUGCAGUGUCCUGUGUGUCAUUUUCAGCAGAUGGACAGCUAGUAGCCACUGGCUGUCAUGACCAUAAUGUGUACGCAUGG